Boleophthalmus pectinirostris (great blue-spotted mudskipper) is the source of this 2916-nucleotide messenger RNA. It is a transcript of the gene eeig1a, whose product is annotated as estrogen-induced osteoclastogenesis regulator 1a. The coding region runs from base 252 to 1409 and encodes 385 amino acids. The transcript has 12 exons. The record is from RefSeq and is a predicted model, not a curated record. NCBI's taxonomy places the organism in Eukaryota, Metazoa, Chordata, Actinopteri, Gobiiformes, Gobiidae.
CUAACGGUGGAAAAAAAAGCGAAGUGUCGUUUUUCUGUCAUUAUUUGUUGUAGAAACGCGUCAGACGAAGCUCACGCCACGAGAAAUGAAUCCAGAUUUUCACGUCCGUUUGUCUCCAAAGAAGGACAUCCCUGGCACCAGCAGCUCAACCAGCUAAACAUCCCAAAUUACGAAUCGGAUUUUUGGCAUUUUUUUACACAUUUUUUAAUUGCUUUGCAGCCCGAUCGUCGCGGGAUUUCGGUGUGAAAAUCAUGGCUUUCUUCGCGAAAAAAAAGAAGUUUAAGUUCCAGACGCAUUUGACGCUGGAGGAGCUGAGCGCGGUGCCUUUUGUCAACGGAGUUUUGUUCUGCAAACUGAGGCUCCUGGACGGGGACUUUGUGGCCACUUCGACGAGGGAGGAGGUUCACGAUCACUGCGUGCGCUGGAGGAAGAGGUUCACCUUCGUGUCCAAGAUGAGCGCCAACCCCCAUACCGGAGUCCUGGACCCAGCCGUCUGCAGGGUCUCCGUCAGGAAGGAACUGAAGGGGGGAAAGACCUACUCCAAGUUGGGUUUUGCAGAUCUGAACAUGGCGGAGUUCGCUGGUUGUGGCUCCACCGUGCGCUGCUGUUUACUGGAGGGAUACGACACCAAGAACACCAGACAAGACAACUCCAUCCUCAAGGUGAUUAUCGGCAUGACGCUGCUUUCUGGAGACCCCUGUUUUAAAACGGCUCCGAGUUCAGCCAAAUCGAUCACGGUCUCCGGUCGUGAGCCGGCUCUCCAGAUGGACUGUAAAGGAGAGGGGACCACGGCCGAGCCCCCGCCCAGCUCCGGAGGCGUGUCUCUGGGCCGGAGCGCCAAGCCUCGCCCCUCCAUCAUCAGCUCGGGUCUUUUGGAGGAGUCCGAGUCAAACCAGAGUCAACCUGAAGCGUUCCAGUCCGGUCACUCCAGAAACUCCAGCUACGCCAGCCAACACAGCAAGAUCUCAGGUUACAGCACAGAACACUCGUGCUCCUCCAGCCUGUCGGACCUGACCCACCGCAGGAACACGUCCACAGGGAGCAGCGCGUCGGGUUUGGGCUUCAGCUCGGACCCGCCUGAGCUCUGCCCCCCGGACCCCCUGACCUCCACACGCCCGGACAAACCCCCCAGACCCCCACGCCCCGCCCUGCCCCCCAACAGGCCCCCCAGGAGGAAGCAGGACUCGGUGGAGAGUCAUCCGUCCUGGGUGAACGACACUCGGAUGGACGCAGACGACAUCGUGGAGAAAAUCGUGCAGAGCCAGAACUUUGCCGACAUGAAUCACACUGAAGACAGUAACCUGCGCCUGUUCGUGAGCAGAGACGGCACCACGGCUCUGAGCGGGAUCAGACUCGGGACCAGGGUGUCUGCUGGAGGAUAUGAGCCCGUCGUGAUCGAGACCCACUGAAGUCCCGGUCUAGUCCCGGUCUAGUCCCGGUCUAGUCCGGUCUAGUCCCGGUCUAGUCCCGGUUGUUAGUCCCAAUAAAAAUACAAGCAAGUAACAAGUGCAAAAGGGGUUAUAGGGCCCCCUAGCUGUAAAGCAGGGAAGGCAAACAUAAAAACAAGAGCUAACACUGGUCUAGUCCCGGUUUGAUCCCGGGCCGGUCCUGGAGCUCCAGCGGGUCUGCGGCCGUGAGGGGACCGGCCCAUCGUGCACUUUAUCCAAGCCCCGUUCACAAAUGUACCACUACGACGUUUACUCGAGACACUAACUAGAGUUUAUUUUAGUCACUGUUUGAAACGGACACGACCGCGCCGACAAUGUUCUGUUUUUUUGUUUUUUUUUUGUUUUGUUUUUAAUACUAAAAAUAUCAGAAGUUACAGACUGCAAAAAGGGAUUUCCAUUUAAAGCGCCUACGUCAGGUCAGACUUUUCAUUUCACUAAAACAUUCACUCUCGUUUUUUUCUAAUUUGGUCGUUUUUUUUUUAGGUUUAAAAUUGUACUAUUACCUAAAAACACUCCUCCUUUUCUUAACGUACACAGAAAUAAUUAUCUGACAAUUAAAAAUAUAAGAAAACACCUUUAUUUUGUCGAAAAUUAUGUUUAAAGUCUGAGAAAACAGCGUUUCUUUAAUGUAAACUUGUGCUGAAUUUUCUCAAAAAUUCUCCCUAGUGUCCUGUCAUUUUCAACAUAUUUUUCAACUUUUCUUCGUAAAUUGCUUCUCAGUUGGUGUAAAACAGCAGUUAUAAUCCCACAACAUUAAAUCAAAAUUUGAGAAUUGUAAAAAUGAGCACGCGUGAAACAGGUUUUUAUGUUUUUGUAAUUAUUUAAGCUGGUGAGGAAGCACUCAGGGUAAACACUUAUCUUAGUUUCAUUCGUUUAUGAGAAUUUGAAAGAAAAGUUGAAAAACAAAGUAACUCUGAAAUUUUUGUAAUCCACACACAAAAAUUCAUCAGAAAUGAAGAAGAAUUGACGCACAUUUUUUUGAUUUUUUGACUAAUUAAACAAAAUUCAAAAAAUAGAGGUGUCUCUUAUUUUUGAUGGAUUUUUAGCGGUUAAAUACGGUUUAAACAAUUAGGUUCAGUUAAUGACGUUUAAAUUAAGUAAAGAAGUAAAUGAAUGAAGUAAAAACAGUAAAAAUGCAGAAACUAUAGGACCUUGAUGCGUGGAUUUUCCCUUUUUCCAGUCGUUUUAUCUAAAAACACUAAUAAUUUAAAGGUUUUAUAUUACGCAGAAUUGAUUUUUGUGAGAUUUAAAUCACGUUAUAAUGUUUUUAACUCCUCAAAAACAAACCUGGAGUCGUGUUUGAGAGAAAAACUCGGCCUAAAUGCGCAGGGUUUGUACACAGUGUUGGUGAUUUUUAAAAUGUAAUCCCCUACAGAUUACAGAUUACAAAAUGUAGUUUGUAACAUAAUCCAUAAAGUUAUUUAAAGUGAGUAACGAGAUCUAGUUUAGAUCUGGUUUAGACCUGGUU